Solenopsis invicta (red fire ant) is the source of this 4574-nucleotide messenger RNA. RefSeq names its product serine/threonine-protein phosphatase 4 regulatory subunit 2 (gene PPP4R2r). The transcript has a single exon. Gene Ontology annotation, biological process: protein dephosphorylation. Gene Ontology annotation, cellular component: cytoplasm; nucleus; protein phosphatase 4 complex. The record is from RefSeq and is a predicted model, not a curated record. NCBI's taxonomy places the organism in Eukaryota, Metazoa, Arthropoda, Insecta, Hymenoptera, Formicidae. The coding region runs from base 449 to 2785 and encodes 778 amino acids. Gene Ontology annotation, molecular function: protein phosphatase regulator activity.
CAAUGAAUUUAAUCGGACGAUUAAGUUAAUCGGAGUUAGUGGGAUUGGUUUAUAUUAUUGGUCGCAUUCAGUGGACUUCUUCUAGAUCUAAGAUCUGAUUAGAUGAUCUAGAAGAAUACACCAAUAAUAGCAAGCGCUCACUCAAAUGUUGAGGUUGAGUCCUAUGAAUACGACCAUUGGAAAUUUGGAAAGAGAGCGAAAUUACCGCUUGGAAAUUUGUGGCGCGCAUCAGUUGGCGAUCCUGUCGUUCUCAUUGUUGCUGUUUUGUGGCCGGUGUGUUUGCUAGUUUACGUUUUUGGUUCGUUGGUUGUUUCCCUCCGCGCGGAAACCGACCCCAUCAGAGAUUUCUUGAGUAUUUACGCGGCGCGUCUCGUUAACAGACAAUCGGGAUAAUUGAGAGAAAACGCAGAAGACUCGUCGGUGGUGGUUGUCGGCGGCGGCGGAGAAGAUGGAAAAUCUGGAGGAGGUGUUGCAGGCGCUAGACGAGUUCCAGAAGUUGCGGCCGUCGGUGAUCCCGCAGGAGCUCGAGGACUAUCUGUGCUGGGUUGCCAAGACCGGCGACCCCGUGUACCAGUGGCCACUGAUCAAGACCCUCGUCCGGGAGAAGCUCACCCGCGUGAUGACAGACUUCUACGAGAGCUGUCCCACUCUAGAGCUCGCACCUUGUCCCAACGUCGAGCACUUUAAUUAUGACACCAUGAAGAGCAACCUGCUCGAGAGGUUGGAAUCGUUCGUGAACGCGCCGUUCACCGUCCAGCGGAUAUGCGAGCUGCUAACGGCGCCGCGCAAGGAAUACAAUCGCGUCGACAAGUUUAUGCGCGCCAUCGAGAAGAACAUCCUGGUGGUGUCGACGCGUGAACCCGGGCCCAUAACCAGGCGUGGCGAGACGGGCGACGGUAUGGUUAACGGGUCCGUGGAGGAGGACGCGGCCUCCGUCACGCAACAGCAGCAGCAACCGCCACCGCCGUCACCAUCGCCGUCACCGUCGCCGUCGCAGCCAUCAUCGCAACUCUCCUCGCAGUCGUCACCGACGACGCAACCGUCGGCGCAACCGGCGCAGCCAACCACGCAGGAUGUCGAGAUGGAGUACUGGGAGAAGGACUGCAGUUCCACUGUUACAAUUAGCGUACAUACUGUUGAGAAUGAGCCACCGCUUCUGCAUGGUGGCGUGAUACCGGCCGCUGACUCCACGCUAGCCAAGAAUCUAUUCGCGGACGAGUCCAUGCGAGAGAAGCUCGAACAGGCUACUUCUAGAACGGACCUCGCAGCAUCCAAUUAUAUUACCUCUGUCUCAGAGUUUUCCACCAUAUCGAAUUUAAAUUUGCAGUCACACGGAUCGGUAUCAGAGGCCAUGACGACCACCGUUCCAGUGGUGCAGAGUCUACCGGCUGUCGAAACAGUCCCCAACGACUCAACGAUCCCGGGUACCGACAUAGCGGUGGCGAUCAUGAACGAGGACACUAGUUCUCAACCUAAUUUAGACAUGGAAAGCGAGGAGAUCGAAGCAACAGCGGCAGCGAGCACCAAAACGUCCACGACGACGAGUACGACGACAACGACGGCGGCUGCGGCAGCAACUAUCACGGCGACAACGACGACAACGACAGCGGCGACAUCAACGUCAUCCACAUCGGCGGCGGCGACAACGACGGUAACUGUAGUAGCGACGGUGAUCCCGUUGACGACGGACACCACGCGAAAGCUGCAGGCUGCUUUCCAAGCGAAACGUUUCGAAUCUGACGACAAGUGUAUGGACAAGUCCAGUGAGAAAGAAGUGGACCCAUCGACGUUGGGCAGUGUGGAGGAGGAACUUGGGCAUCCCAUGAAAAACGAAGAGACGAGCCUGACCAAUUCGAGCCCCGAGCGUAUAGAACCUAACGAGAUGUCUCACGAUGAAAAUAGAUUAACUGAAAAUUUAUUACAGACGGAUGUCGAGAUGAGAUCUGUUCUAGCGGACAAUGCGGUUGAGAGCGGCGCGGAGGAAAGAGUUCCCGAUAAACCGGAGGAGGAGCGCGUGCCAAUCUUCGAGGACAUAGAUGAAGAGAACUUGCGUUCCACAAGCGACCAAAACGCAGUGAACGCGACGUCGUUCGUCGAGUCGCAGUCGGUGGAAAAGGACAGCACGGCCACGUCAGAAUGCGUAAGCGCGGUCAUAGUAUCCAGUAGCGAAGCGUUAUACAAAACGGAAAAACCCGAACACUUCAAAGAAGCGGCCGCAACAGUUUCUUCCACAGAGUGUUUCAUACGUGAGCAACCUGUGAGCCCAAAAGCGGAGAGUACGGAGGCAGAGGAUAAAGUUCUAGAAACCAUUCCUACGGUAGCAUCUUCCAACAGCAACACCAAUGGGCAAGAAGUACAGGAACCCGAGUUUAAUGACGAUAACUUGAAUAUUAUGGAGAUUUCCAAUGACAAGAUAGCCCUUGUCGAAUCUAUGGUAUCAGAUCCAAUAAUCAUCGCAGAAAAAUCUAAAGAAGUAACGUCUGUAAUUGAAAAACUCGAGCCUGGCUCGCCUGUUGUCGAAACGACGGAGAGUUCCGAUAACGUCGGUUGUCAAUCUCCAAAGGACGAUAAAUUAACGGACGUUCAGGAUGACAGUUUAGCAAAUUCACAGGGCAAUAAGGCAUGCCUCACGAUAAAAGGGAACCAAUCUUCUGUAAUAGAGAGUAUAGCAUGUAGAAAGGAAUCGCUGGAAUUAAUGGAGGUCGAUGAAGAGGAGUCAUUGUCGACAUUUCAACAGGAUGAACCUAUGGAGCAGGAAACAAUGGAGGAAUUAUCGAAAAGUUAAUCUUGACUUAUCUAAUUGAUCGCAUGUUUCUCCUUCCUCCUUUGUUUAACGUUUGAUAUCUAUUCUUAAGAUAGAUACUCGCAGUACGAACCAACACGUAAAUAUCUUUGCGCAUAAACAAGUUGCUUGUGACGCGGUAUAUAAAAUAUAUUUGCGUGCAUAUAUAUGUAUAUAUAUGUAUGUAUAUGUAUAUGUGUAUAUAUGUACGCACAUAAUUUCCAUAAUCAGUAAUGAUGAGAUUAAAGUGAGCAGACAUUAGUUGAUGCUCAAUGAAAUUCUUGACAUCCUAUCUUAAAUAUUAAUGCUGCUUUAUUUAUUUUGGAUCGUUAGACUGAAUAAGCCUCUGGUAUUUACUUAUAAAGAGAUCUAUCGAAAUGUGAAUUUUCUACAACUCUUGGAGGGAAAAGAACACUGCCUACUCCUAAAAAAAAAAGUUUGUAACACUGUGAAACCUUGUAUUGAACGCUUGUAUAGAAGUCAAAUUUGGUAAACAUUUCAAUACGGAUUUAUACAAAUAAAAUACCACAGAUAUCUGCUUAGAAUAAGGUUGUGCCUAUAACUUAUAAUGUAUAUUACAUAUUGGACAGGUAUAUUUAAUGAGUAAAUUUUUAAAUACUGAUGUAUGAUUAUAGAUUCGUGCAACCUUUCACAAUCAGAGUGAAUGAAACAGCUUUGUUCGUAAUCACAGCCUUAUACUAAGUUCCGAUCAAAUCUCGAGAUAUACAAUGCCACUGGAACCAGUUAAUUUUGAGAAUAUGUUUAAGAUCAAUUACAGACAUGUUCCUUACAAAACUUUUUACUAUAUUUAAUAGCAUUUGGAGACAAUAUUGUUUCGAGCUGUUUAUUAAGACCGUUUGCACUAAUUUAUAGCUUAGCUUAGGCCCUGUGCACAAGAGAAAUAUUAGAUAUUAGGAAUAAAAAUUAAAAUUUUAUCAAUUUUAUCAAUGAACACUAUAGAUAAAUAAUAAAUUACGUUGUAUCUUGUACGGCACAUUUAGAUUUUAUUCGUAUCCAUUGUGCAUUAUGUUUAAUAUUCAUUGAGAAAACUGAUUCUAAAAUUUUAAUUUCUAUUCCUAAUAUCUAAUAUUUUGUUAUUGUGCGCAAGAUCUUACUUUCGAUCUUUUUCCAAUUUUUAGAAAAAGAAAGUUUAGUUUUUUUUUUUAAGUUGAGCUAUUGGUGCAAACGAGCCUAAAACUGCUAAAAACUCGGGAUUAUUUCGAAUAUAUUGUUUAUAAUCAGUGUUUUAAGAUUAUUUUACGAUUUUUAUCAUCGCCAGUAGGCAAGUAUUUUCUUUUUUUUUUACAAGUGUUUGCUAUAUAUAAAAGAGAAAAAGACUCUCUAGUGGAGCAAGCUAUGUUCUGCAAAUUUACGGCCAGCUCUUCGUGAUGAGACUUUAGCAUUCUGGUUCCUUCCGUUUCCUAUGUUUUUAACAAAUAAAGAACGCGGUUUAAAGUCGAAUCAUACGAGAGUAAAUUUGAACGAAAAUCAUAAAGCGGCCAAUUGUAAACUGAUAAAACCGACCUUAUUAAAAAUCGAUCCACAAAUUAGAACCCGCUAGCAUGAUAUCGAAUCGCUUACAGUUAUAUGUAUUUGCACACAAAAUGUUCUCAAGCGAAUUCGAUGCUGUCUCGGUAAUAACUGAAACGUUAUUAGAAUAUUGUAGGAAUGGGAUAUUAAUUUAAGAAUUAAUAUAGAUUAAUAACACAUAAUAUACGAAUGUGGAUAUCCAAGAAAAAAAUAGCUGUACAUUAUUUUAUAAAAAAAAUAUAUAAAACUGAAAGAUUGUCAA